This is a messenger RNA of Manihot esculenta (cassava), 2237 nucleotides long. Its product is annotated as protein SICKLE. The transcript has 2 exons. Gene Ontology annotation, biological process: mRNA splicing, via spliceosome; miRNA processing. Lineage: Eukaryota; Viridiplantae; Streptophyta; Magnoliopsida; Malpighiales; Euphorbiaceae. Bases 811 to 1851 code for a protein of 346 amino acids. The record is from RefSeq and is a predicted model, not a curated record.
CUUUGAGAUAUGCUGGGUUUAUAUAUUGUUAGCGAGAUAUCCUUUAAGUUAUGCAAACUCACAGUCCUUUCCCUAAUAUGAACCCAAAUCCUGCUAGAGAAAAAACCACUAUAAUUAAUUCUCUGUGCCUCCCCCGAUUUUAUGCAUGUUGUCCACUCCAGUUGUUUUGUUUUUCCUUUGCAGUUUCUUUUGUUCAGUGUUUCUUUUUUGCUUGUAGGUAGAAUUGAAAUUUUUGAGAAUGCUAAGAACGGCCCCCGAAAUUUCCUUACAGUGUAUCCCAACUAUUUUGGGAUUAAAACUAAUUUAGAUUUAAAUUGAACAGUUAAGGUAUAUAUAUGUGUGUUGGCUUUGUGAUUAAAAUAUCUAUAUUGGAUUUGCUGCCAUUGUGUCCUUCAAUUUUUCAAUAUGUUAAUUUGAAUUGGCAUUUGAUUGAUCAAAUAAGUUUAGUAGGAGCUUUGGUUUGGGUAUUUGGAAGUUGGCAUUGCUUUUUUUGAGGACCUUGCCAAAUUAGAAGCAAGCUCGCUACCCACAAGAACCAUACAUAACCUCUAUGUUUUUUGAGGCCCAAAUGACUUCACCUCUAAGUCUUGGGCUGACACUGCCCAAUCAAUAUUUCAAUCUAAUCCAACAAGAAAAGGGAGGAAUCCUCAGACUCCAGCCAGAGGCAUUGCCUUUUCGAUUCCUGCUACUGAAACAAGCAGCAUGGAGAAAUCGCAGAAACAACCAGCUCAAUGUGUUUCGAUUAGAGUUCUUGUGAAUUCGUGUGUCAAGAUCACAAGAUUGAUUAAGGUUCUUUUGAGUUGAUUGGUAAUGCUGGGUAUCUUGAUUCUAUAUUUGCAGGUUAUGGAGGAUUCAGAAAAGAGGAGGGAAAGAUUGAAAGCGAUGCGCACAAUAGCUGCUCAGGCUGAAGCUUCUAGCUAUGUUGAAACCCCAGCAGUUUCUGGUUUCCUUGCGAAUCCACUCCUGGAGAGCCCUGCUCCUCUGCCUCCACAGGAGUCCCGUGCAACUCCUAGGUUUGAUUUUUACACAGAUCCUAUGGCUGCAUUUUCUGCUAACAAGAAAAGGAGUCAAGCAGGUAACCAGGCUCAACAAGGAUAUGUAACGCCUCCAAGUGAUAGGAAUUCUCCCAUGGCGCGGUUUUCAUCUCCUCAUCCAGGAAUAAGGAACACUGAAAUGACUCCCUCUCCUGCUCAUCAAAUGCAAAGCAAUUAUUCCCCCAGUCAGAGAAUGUAUCAAGCCCAAGGUUCAUAUGAUAGUCCUGCUCACUUCAGGAGUCCGAGAGCCAGUCCUUUUCCCAUGCAUCAAGAAAAUGUAGCUGGCUAUUAUUAUGGAAACCCUCCCAACACUCAUAUAAGAAGUCCAUACCCCAACUGCGGAGGAAACCCAAGCUUUCAACCGGUAGGGAGCCCUGGUUUUUAUUAUGGAGAACGUGGGCCGCCUCAGCAUGGCAACAGUCCAAUCCCUGGCUCAGGACGUGGAGGUGGUUCUCCUUUUUCAGGUAGAGGCCAGGGACAGUGGCAUGGCAGCAGAGCAAACCAAGUUUCUAGCUGGAGUGAUAGGAGAGGGCGUGGUUCACGUUUUCAUGGAACUGCGCGAGAUGAGAAACUGGGGCCAGAGCCUUUUUAUGACAAGUCAAUGGUUGAAGACCCAUGGCAAAAUUUAGAUCCCGUUGUGUGGAGAGGUGUGGACGGUGCAUUGAAUAAUUUGCAUACACCUGGCUCUUCAAAUUCAGUUAGCAUGAAAAAGCAGAGAGUUUCAGAGUCUUCUAACAAGUCCAGUUCUCAACCGAACCUUGCAGAAUACCUUGCUGCCUCAUUUAAUGAAACUGUCAAAGAUGCAGCAGGUGUAUGAUCAAAUGGAAAAAACUCCUACUACAAUUGCACAAGCGAAAUUGAAGCUGAUGGAGAAAUCAGAAUUCAUUGCAUUUGUUUAGAAGUAGGAAUGGACAGUUACCAAGCCCAAGCCAGACAGGCAUCUGCUAGAUCAGAUGACGCCCCUUCACCUGUUUGCUCCUUCGGAUAUCCAUGGAUGCCAUAAGGCACUAAAAGUUUACUUGUAAAGGAAAUCUGCAUACGAAAAUUUAAUCUGGCUUGUUAUGUAGAUUCCAGCAUACGAAAUUUUCCUAGCGUAGCUGGUUGGGUUGUUUCACAAAAUAUGCUUGCAAUUAGAGGAACUCACUCUUGACUGUUGUAUAAAUUUAGUUGCAAUUACACUCAUUGAGGAGGUUCAUUGUGCAA